Phyllopteryx taeniolatus (common seadragon) is the source of this 1510-nucleotide messenger RNA. Its product is annotated as epithelial membrane protein 2-like. NCBI's taxonomy places the organism in Eukaryota, Metazoa, Chordata, Actinopteri, Syngnathiformes, Syngnathidae. The record is from RefSeq and is a predicted model, not a curated record. Gene Ontology annotation, cellular component: plasma membrane. The transcript is spliced from 5 exons. The coding region runs from base 142 to 630 and encodes 162 amino acids.
CAGAGGAGACAAGAGGGGUGUGGACUUGAAAAAGAAGGUGGGGCAAAAGUAGGCGGACGGGUAGUCUCUCAUGUUUGUACUUUGCCAGACUGAGUCCCAAAUUAGUGCUCGAGACAGACGGCCAUCAAACACACCGCCAUCAUGCUGAUUCUCCUCGCCGCCAUCUUUGCCCUGCACAUCAUAGGCAUCAUCCUACUCCUGGUGGCUACCAUCGACAAUGCUUGGUGGGUGACUGAAACCUUAUCUACUGAUGUGUGGGCCCGGUGGAUAUAUAUGAAUGAAAAGUGGAACUACACUGAUCUUCCAACAGGCUCACACUACCCACAGGACUACCUCCAGGCAGUGCAAGCCAGCUCAGUGCUUGCUUGUAUAUUCUCCAUCCUGGGAAUCUUUGUGUUUGUAGCUCAGCUCUUCACUUUGAACAAAGGACAAAGGUUCACCAUCUCUGGCAUUUUCCAAGCGCUCGCCUGUCUCAGCAUAAUGAUUGCAGCUUCCAUCUACACAGACCGCUUCCAUCUUGAUGAGAGUUUAGGUUCAUACGGUCACUGCUACAUCCUUGCAUGGAUCUCCUUCGCGCUCACAUUCAUCUCUGCCAUCACUUACUUUGUGCUACGCAAGAAGACUGCAUGAGAAUAAUACUAAAGUUAACACCAUCAACCCAAAAAUGUUAGACUGGAUCGAGUCUUUUGGCAAUAGCAAAUUGUAACAUUCCAUGAUGGCAGUAAAACAUAGGCACAACCAAUUUAAGUUGUGUUGGAGUGUAAUAUUAUUUCCAGAUAGUUUGGUCUAAGUAUGCGUAUGAUGCUAAAAGAAAUUAAGAUCCAUCAUUAUUUCCAGCCACCAAACAGGCUUUGACAAGUCAAAUCUGUGGUCUUCCCUGUACGUACAUUUAAAUAUGGAUAUAAGUAGAUAAAUAAUAAGGGGUGACUAUUAUUUUUCAAGUUUUUUUUCCCAUUAUUUUAUUGUAAAUUCAUAUAUGUUCUAUGGUCUUGUUUCAUGAUAAGUGUUACUAAAACUAAUUCUGGUGCUGCCCCAACAUGAUGACAUCAGCCCAAAAUGACAUGUUAUAGAUUUGAGGGUUAUUCAAUGACAGGACAAUGCAAUGUCAAUAUAGCUCAAACAAUAUUUAUGUAUCAAGGUUGUGUUUGAUUUGGAAUUAUUUAAUAUUAGAAAGAGUAUAAAAGUACGAAUUCUAAAGACAAAAAACUCCAUCAUUUUAAAUCCCUUCUAAAUGAUCUUUUUCCAUUUAGUGCUUAGGGAAACUAUAAAAUGUUAACACUUUGCUAUGGUAAAAACAACAAAUGAACAAACGAUCUUAAAAUGUAGACCUUCACUGCCUUUCAAAUGUCAUUACUGACUUAGGAAUUGACACACAAAACUGCCUUUACAUACUAUAUGUAAAUAUGUUUCCUUUUAUUCUUUGUGUAUCUAAUGUUGUUUUAUUUUGUUGUUUCUCAUCACGGAUGACAAUGAUUUUUACUAUAAUAAAAAAAGGAUUUCCAACCAAUAA